Molecule: messenger RNA, 1149 nt
Organism: Zea mays
Lineage: Eukaryota; Viridiplantae; Streptophyta; Magnoliopsida; Poales; Poaceae
Product: heavy metal-associated isoprenylated plant protein 3
Exons: 3
Coding region: 110-946 (278 amino acids)
Biological process (GO): regulation of defense response to fungus
Source: RefSeq, marked validated
ACUCUACUACACGUCUACACCUUGGCUCUCCUUCGGUCCUGCACACUCCCGCGUCAGCUGCCAUCCCGGAGCUCGGAGCCGUCGGCGGCAGCGGCACCACUCCACUCGCAUGGCCGACAAGCAGCUCUCCACGAUCGUCCUCAAGGUUGACCUUGAAUGCGAGACAUGCUACAAAAAGAUCAGAAAAGUCCUCCGCACAAUCCAAGACAAGAUGAACAUCGAGACGAUCUCGUUUGAUGAGAAGAGCAAUGCCGUGACGAUCUCCGGGCCGUUCGACUCCGACAUGGUCUGCAACAGGCUCUGCUGCAAGGCCGGCAGGGUCAUCAAGGAGAUGGACGUCAAAGGCAACGAGAAGGACGCCAAGGCCAAAGGAGGAGGCGGCGGCGAUAAGCCCAAAGACGCCGCCAAACCGGCGGCCGAGGAGGAGGGCGGCAAUUCGGAGAUGAAGGCGGAGAAGGCCGAGAAGAAGGAGGGCAAGGGCGACAAGGAGGAUACCAAGUCAGACAGGGCAGAGAAAGGAAACAAAGACGGGAAGGCGGAGGCCGAGACGGUGGAGUUCGACCUCGACGUGGACGGCGUGGCCUCCGCGGCGGACGCGAAGCCCGGCAAGGCCAUGGCGAUGCCGCCCGGCAUGACCAAGGCCGACCUCGGCCCGCUCCUGGAGAAGAUGAUGGCGCCGGGAGCCACGCAGAGCGUGGUCGUGCCGUCCAUCUGGCCCGCGUCCGCCGGGUUCGUGUCCGGCUACUACGGCUGCAACCCGGGCUACGAGGCGCCGCCGUCCUACUACGGCGCUGGCGCUGGCGCUGUCUACGGCGGCUACUACGGCGUGCCGGUGUACGAUAGCCAGGGGUGGUACUACGGCGGCGGCGCCCGGCAGCAGCCGUACUACCCGCACCAGCAGCAGCACUGCUGCGAGGACCCCAAUGCCGGGUGCAGCGUCAUGUGAUGGCGAUGCCCGUAAACAAAUGGAGAGCCACAUAAAUCAGUGUGUGGUCAGUGGUCGUCACACACCAUGGUCACUGACUCACUGGUCAGUGCCACCGUGCCGGUGGGGGGUAGAACCUUUUUUCCCCGCGUGUCAUCUUGUUGUCCGUGUUUUCUAGAUAGAAACACUUUUAAACGGUAACAGUAAAAAAUUGAAGUGUUCCC